Racocetra fulgida is the source of this 193-nucleotide messenger RNA. Lineage: Eukaryota; Fungi; Glomeromycota; Glomeromycetes; Diversisporales; Gigasporaceae. The record is from the annotation of a GenBank genome assembly.
GUUCAAGAUAAUUAUAAGAUUCCUGUUGUUAUUUCCUACUUAAAAGGGACUGCCGCCAUCUGGUGGGUUGCUGCCAAGACUAUUUACCCUGCUAUUGAUCAUUGGAAUGAUAAUCAUCAUCAAGAUAAGAACAAAGAAAUGACAUCUUCUGAUAAUACUGAGGGGGCUUCUAAAAGACAGGAUCAGGAGCAAA